AGCAGAAGCAGCGUGAGCUCAAAGGCAGCUGACAAACUUCCACUGCCACAGUGCAGCUACCCCAGGGCUGCACACAGCAUGGCCUGGCUAGAACAGUCAUGUUCCUCCAGCUGGGAACUGCUCUGGGUUGAGGAGACCUUCUGGAGUGCUUGUAAGACUGACUGCAGCUCUCCAGAGAGAGCAGCUAGGGAAGCUUUAAAGAGUUUUAAAGGAGUCUCCAAGAUGGACACCACAGCAAAGAGCCCCCUGGCUGUUCCUCCACUUGGUUUUAGUCCGGACUCAAAUGCCACACUUGUGCCUUUCAACGAGACCGCCUGUGAAAACUGGAAAGAGAUCCAUCACCUUGUGUUCCACGUGGCAAACAUUUGCUUUGCAGCUGGCCUGGUUAUUCCAACCACCCUGAACCUUCACAUGAUUUUUCUGCGGGGGCUGCUGACCAUAGGGUGUGCAUUGUUCAUCAUUUGGGCUACGCUCUACCGCUGUGCCUUGGACAUCAUGAUCUGGAACUCUGUGUUUUUGGUGGUCAACCUCUUGCAUUUCAUCUACCUGGUGUACAAAAGAAGGCCAAUCAAGAUAGAGAAGGAACUGAGCAGCCUCUACAAGAGAAUGUUUGAACCUCUCCAUGUGCCUCCAGAGCUCUUCCAGAGACUAACUGGACAAUUCUGCAACAUUCAGACUUUAAAGCCAGGUCAAGCCUAUGCUGCAGAAGAUAAAACCUCAGUUGAUGAUAGGCUAAGCAUCCUCCUGAAGGGGAAAAUGAAGGUGUCUUAUCGAGGGCAUUUCCUGCACAAUAUCUACCCCUGUGCCUUUAUAGAUUCUCCUGAAUUCCGCUCCACACAGAUGAACCGGGGAGAGAAAUUCCAGGUCACCAUCAUUGCAGAUGAUAACUGCAAGUUCCUGUGCUGGUCCAGGGAAAGGCUGACCUAUUUCUUGGAAUCUGAGCCAUUCCUCUACGAGAUCUUUAAGUACCUGAUUGGCAAAGACAUUACCAAUAAACUCUACUCAUUGAACGACCCAACCUUAAAUGACAAGGCUUCAAAAAAGACUGACCGGCAGCCCAGCCUUUGCUCGCAGCUCUCGGUGAUGCAGAUGAGGAACAGCAUGGCCAGCACCAGUGACAGUGAGGAUGGCCUGCAGAUGUUCCUCCGUGGGACUUCCUCUGCUUCUUCUCUUCUGACAGGUCCAGCAGAGCACCUUCCCUAGCUGGCUCAUCCAUCACUUGUGUGAAGAAACUGCCUGCUGCACUCUCCAGAACCCUCCCGGACUGCCUGCUCCCAGCCCUGUUGCCUUCCCACCAGACGUGGGGUGGGUAGAGCUCCCCACCAGCGCCAGUGCCUGCCCUCGUGGGGCUUCAGCCAGUUGGAUAAAGAAGCCUUCCAGCUCCUUGCUCUUCUGAUCAGGCAGCCUGUAGCAGAUACCUGCCACGAAGUCUCCUGCCUUGGUCUGUUCUCUGGUCUUUACCUGUGUGCUCUCGACUGGCUUUCCACCUGUCCCACAGCAAAGCUCCAUGAAGCUGAAGCCUCUCCUUGGUGUGGAGAGCCCUGAAGGAAACUGUGAAACUGUGCUUGUGCCAUCAGCUAGCAUUAGAAUUGUCUUUCAGACUUAGCAGCAGAGCACAGCAGUGCUUCAGCCUGGGGAGAAGGUGAUCUAAGUGCAGGACUUGUUCAGCUGAGGACAUCAGUCCCUGCGACGUGGCCAUGCUCAGCACCAUCUUCACAAAUACACUUCUCUGUUGUACUUCU
This is a messenger RNA of Pogoniulus pusillus (Red-fronted tinkerbird), 1742 nucleotides long. RefSeq names its product blood vessel epicardial substance (gene POPDC1). The record is from RefSeq and is a predicted model, not a curated record. Gene Ontology annotation, biological process: skeletal muscle tissue development; striated muscle cell differentiation; regulation of membrane potential. Bases 79 to 1203 code for a protein of 374 amino acids. Gene Ontology annotation, cellular component: sarcolemma. Gene Ontology annotation, molecular function: cAMP binding. The transcript has 9 exons. NCBI's taxonomy places the organism in Eukaryota, Metazoa, Chordata, Aves, Piciformes, Lybiidae.